This is a messenger RNA of Amorphotheca resinae ATCC 22711, 2483 nucleotides long. RefSeq lists its product as hypothetical. The transcript is spliced from 2 exons. Bases 1 to 2307 code for a protein of 768 amino acids. The record is from RefSeq and is a predicted model, not a curated record. NCBI's taxonomy places the organism in Eukaryota, Fungi, Ascomycota, Leotiomycetes, Helotiales, Amorphothecaceae.
AUGGCAUACUUGAUCCUCCAAGCUGCUGCAUCUUUGUUCUUUCCACAAAUACCUACGAACUUGCCAGAUGGUUGGAAAUACAGUGGCUGCUACACCGAGGGAAAGAAUGGACGAGCCCUCACUUAUCAACAAGCUGAUGGAGGCGCCAACACCGUUGAGUCAUGCAUACAUGCCUGCAUCGCGGCUGGCUAUCCUGUUGCCGGGAUGGAGUAUUCGUCACAAUGCUUCUGUGACCGCAUCCUUCACGGCGGCGCUGCUCGGAUAGAUGAUUCCAAGUGCAAUAUGCCUUGUGCCGGAAAUGCCAACGAGAUGUGCGGCUCUCAGAAUAUCCUUAGUAUCUACAACACUGGAGAAUUGACGAAUGUCGAGCAAAUCACAUCUCAAACAACCGACUUGCCAGGCAACUGGGAAUACCAGGGAUGUUACACCGACUCAAUAGGCAAACAUGGAUUGAUUUGGCAGAGCAUUUUACCAAAUAACAACAGUGCCACAACCUGCCUUAACCUCUGUGCUGAGUAUGGAUACUCGGCUGCUGGCAUGGAGUACAGCAUGGAGGGUUACUGUGGCGAUGACUCCAACCUCAUUGCUUCUGGGUCGACUAAAGCUCCUGAAAGUGAUUGCCGCGCUAGAUGCAGUGGUGAUCCCAGCCACAACUGCGGUGGCGGACUGAGACUUUCCUACUACAAAUGGACAGGAACCCCUCUCAACGUGUGGCAUACCCCCAAUGGCCCCGAUAAGGGCUCAUACGAAUUUCUCAUUGGCGGUGUCGUGAUACCCCUCAUCACUACUACUGGAAUCAAUAACAAGGUCGUGUUCAUGGAAAAGUCAGGAACAGGUCCACCUAAUACGACGGGUACCUACGAACUGGAUCUCGCGUUCAUCAACGACUUUUCCAAAGCAUGGAGACCGUUGCACGUCAAGACUGAUAUAUUCUGCUCUGCCGCAGUCACCUUGCCAGAUAAAGCUGGAAGACAGCUGAAUGUUGGAGGCUGGGCUGGUAUUUCAACGCAUGGUGUCAGACUUUACUGGCCCGACGGAUCCCCCGGCGUUCCAGGUGUCAACGAUUGGCAAGAAAAUAGCAACGAAAUUGCCCUUCUUGCCCAACGUUGGUACCCAUCUGCCAUGGUUAUGGCUAACGGCUCAGUCCUCGUCAUAGGAGGAGAGAUUGGUUCUAACGCUCUCCCAUCUCCUUCUUGCGAAAUUCUACCCAGACCACCCGGAGGAUACCUCAAAUAUCUUGAAUGGCUUGAGCGUACCGACCCCAACAAUCUCUACCCAUUUUUAUCCAUCCUUCCGAGCGGUGGUAUCUUCGUUAUGUAUUAUAACGAAGCUCGUAUCAUCGACGAAGUAACCUUCGACACCAUAAAAACCCUUCCUAAUAUUCCGGGUUCCGUCAACAACCCCCUUUCUGGUCGAACCUAUCCUCUUGAAGGUACCGCCGUUCUCAUGCCACAACACCCACCAUACUCGGAUCCACUCACUGUUCUGGUAUGUGGCGGUUCGGCCAAUGGAAACGCUAUGGCUGUCGACAAUUGCGUAUCUACGCAACCUGAGCUUCCAGAUCCAAAAUGGGUAAUCGAACGCAUGCCUUCCCAGAGAGUCAUGUCGUGCAUAUGUGCUCUCCCUGACGGGACCUACCUGAUUAUCAACGGUGCAAAGCAUGGCGUUGCAGGCUUCGCUCUCGCCAGAGAUCCCAACAAGGUCGCAGUUCUCUAUGACCCAACCCUGCCCGUCAAUCAGCGAUUCUCCAUAAUGGCCGACACCCCUGUGGCUCGUCUCUAUCACUCCGAGGCCUUGCUACUUCCAGACGGGCGUGUCCUCAUCUCCGGCUCUGAUCCCGAAGACGGAAUCCACCCACAAGAAUACCGCGUGGAAGUGUUCAACCCGCCAUACGCUCUCUCCGGAGCCACCCCACCAUCAUUCACCAUCAGCAAAAGGGACUGGAACUACAACGAAGGCAACAUCGCGAUCAUCGCUAACAUCCCAUCAGGCAAUCUGGGAGGCGUGCGCGUAUCCAUGAUGUCUGCCGUGUCGAGCACCCACGGCAACUCCAUGGGCCAGCGCACCCUCUUCCUCCCAGUGACAUGUUCCGGUCCCGCGGGCUCAGCGACCUGCGUACUUACCGCGCCUCCGACAGCACAUGUCGCCCCGCCUGGCUGGUACCAGAUAUUUGUGCUUGACGGGAAGAGACCCGGGCAUUCCAACUGGAUCCGUAUCGGUGGCUCGAUUGCCGAUUCGGCUGGUCUAGGUAAUUGGCCCGCUUUCCCUGAUUUCAAGACUCCGGGCCUGGGACCUGUUGACCUUUAAUAUGCCGAGGGCGGAUUUCUAGAUUGAGCUUUCGUCCUUCAUGAUGGCUGCAGUCCUGGUGGAUAAUCAGAAACACAUGGUGAGAAAACCAUCUCUGAGUUAGGUUGACAUUGGAGGAUGUUUGUUUUUGAAAGAUAUAGAUAGAUAAUGAAGUUCACAACGAACUUAUAAGUACC